Cataglyphis hispanica is the source of this 3856-nucleotide messenger RNA. RefSeq names its product protein suppressor of hairy wing-like. Gene Ontology annotation, cellular component: nucleus. The record is from RefSeq and is a predicted model, not a curated record. The transcript is spliced from 9 exons. Bases 619 to 3003 code for a protein of 794 amino acids. Lineage: Eukaryota; Metazoa; Arthropoda; Insecta; Hymenoptera; Formicidae.
AUCUGGUGCCUUUGUAUUAUUUUUAGUUGGUAGAAAUAAUUUUUCUUUUCUUUUUUUUCUUUCGCGUUUCGACAACACUCCGAUUAUUUAUUGUUCUCGCCACUACCCACUACAUACAAGCGGUUUCCGCUCAUGCUCCUGUUACACCAAUGUGUGUUAUGUUGUUCGAUAUUGCGAACCUUGUGAAGCUUUUAUGUCGCGACAUAUCGUUCUUCUCGCAGAGAAAUAAAGCGCGUAUUUACGUAUACACGAGCAAGUAUGCAUUCGUUUAUGAAACCUUUCCUCGCGUAUCUAUUACGAUCUCGAGAUAAACAUAACCCUUAAAUUCGUUUACGCAAUGUAUUCAAGUUGCGAACGAGCGAUGUAGUUAAAUUUAUCGAUCUGUCCGGAACAAAAUAACAAUAAAUAAUUCUUUAAAAUCAUUCUCUUGGAUAAUUGGAACGACCGUAUUUUAACAGACAACAUUGUUAAUCAUAAUGUUUUUAAUGAUGUUAUUUCGCGUUAAUAUACAUUGCCUGCAAGAGCAAUUAAAAUGUUGACCAUGCUACUUAUAUAAAUAAAAUAUAUUUGCCAUGAUUAUGACAAUAGUGAUAAUGUUUCAUUGAGCUAUUCUCAAAAAUGUCAUUUAUCAGUGAAUUGCAUAAUUAUGAGGAAUGUAUAUCUGAUGGGAUGAUUGCAACAAUCAACUUUCAAGAUAAAAAAUUGGAACAAUGCACAAUGAAAAAAGAACAUAUUGAAGAAAAUCUGGUUGUAAGUGAAGAGAUAGUUGUGGAUACAAAUGGAUAUCUGCCAGAUAAAAUUGAAUGUAAGAUAGAUUCACCUAUAUAUUUUGAAGAGAAUCUGGAAAUACACGACAAUACAGCUGUAGAUUACAAGGAAUCUAUUGUUUCUGUUCCCUUGACAGAAAGUUUGAUGGAUGAGAAAUGGGACUGCGAGCCAAUUGCUGAACCAUCUUGGAGGGAGAUCAAGAUGGAAGAGCAAGAGAGCGACGAGGAAACAAUUGCUACUUUUGUCACUGCAGCAGGACAACAAUUGGCUCUCUAUGCUGUGGAAGAUUCGGAUGAGAUAUUUGCCGUGGCUGUUUAUGAUGAAUCUGGCGAGCCUCCGAGUAAUUUCCAAUUUCUCAUGAAAGCAGAUGUAGAGCGACUAAUAGGUGAAGGAGCCGUGCGAACAGUGAAAAAACCGUCGCAAAUGAAGAAACGACUGAUAACUACUCAGCCGCCGGUAUUUUAUCGCAAGGAGGAUUUCGAAGAAGUUAACGAGCAAGCGAAUGAUAGGAUGUUUACUCACGAUACGUCAAUCGAGAGCAGCGAAAAGAACCUUGUGCAGGAAGGAGAUUGUGGAAUAGUACACAAUUAUAAAACCUGUCAGAAAUAUAAAGAUUCUGUUAAGAUUAAUUCAACGUCUAGUGAUGGGAACCACAUCACUGAUGAUGAGCAAUCGAAUAUCACGUAUUUUAUGAUGAAUAACAAUUCCGUAAAUAUCGCCAAGCAAUCUGUUGAGAAUCAAGAUAAUGGCGAAUACAAGGAUGAACUGAUGGAACGUUCGACCGUGCAAUAUAUUUUUUUAGAGGGCGACCAUCAAUCAGACUCGGAACUGACAUUUGACGAGAUUCAGGCGACAUUGCAGAAUCUGAAGACCUCUCGCGAAAAGGCAUCUGACAGAGGCGAAAAAAAUUCUGGCAAAUUGCAAGACGAUGAAUCGUUAAACUUCCCGCAGGACUUUUUACACGAUUCCUCGACGAGCAUCGAGCCAUCGAAUGAAGACAUGGAUGAAUUAGACUUGUAUAUGUCACCGAUCAACCGUGUUUCUGUCACGGAGGAGGAUCGGCAGCAGUUGAUCGAUACGUUAACCGAUUCGCCGCCAUCGACGAUGAUGACAGCGAGCAUUCCGCAACCACAACUGAAGGUGAAGCGAUCGCGGAAGCAACAAUUGAUCUCUGUAAACCGGGACGACGGUGAGAUCAUCAUCCAGCCAGCUUCAAUGUUGAGCGAGGAAGAGCUGACCAACAAGAAACGCGGUAGGCGGCGACGUCGAUUAUCGACACAGAUGCGCGUCACUAUGCCCAACACGAAGAGGAUUAAACGAACGAAACGAAGAGAGGUCGUUGAAGUGAUCGAUUUGGAUGCCGACGAGGAAGAGAAACAGCCAAAGCGCAACGUGGUAGAAAUCAUCUUAGACGACAGCAAAGACAAGUAUUCCAGUGACAAGGAAAACGAGAUUAUCAUGGUGAGAGAUUCGGACUCUGACAACGGCGAUGACGAAGAGGAGGAAGAGGAGGAUGAUGAUGACGAAGAAUCCGCCGAUGAUUUGACAAAGCUCAACGACAUGUUGCGGUGCGAACAUUGUUCCAAGAAUUUUCGACAGCAACGUGCCUUCAACACACACCUUAGAAUUUGCCAAAAAUCGCGGGCGAAUGCUCUCAGACUCAAUGAGAGAAAGACCAAAGGCAAGAAAGCAAAUCAGAAGGUCAGGAAGCAAUACGCCUGUAAAAUAUGUCAAGAGAAAUUCGAUGUAGUUGUGGCCUUGGCGCGUCACGUUCGCGCAGCGCAUUCGCAGAGAAAAAAGCACAGAACCCAAGACAAAUCUUGGAGAUCGAUUCAACGGAAGGAAGCAACUUCAACAGAAGAAGAGGAGGAACUAAGUGACAAUGACGACACACCGAAAAGCGAUCUCAGUAUGCUGGCCAGAGUGAAGAGAAAACGAAAGCAAAGAGGCAAUUCCUCAUGGGAAACGAAAAAGCUUUAUUGCACGGAUUGCGGACGGUGGUUCCCAAGUUCCGCUUUAUUGGAUGCGCACAGUUUGCAGCAUGGCACUAAGAAGUCUGAGCAACUGCGCAGGUGUCAUGUCUGCAAGAAGCUGAUAAAGUCUAGAAUGCUGUUCUUGCAGCAUUUGAAAGUGCAUAAUGACACGCCGAGAAUGUUGCGGCGGAGAUUACGCGCCCGCCCGAAUGCGCGUAAGAUCGCAUCUCCUCGAAAAAGAGGUCGACCGCGAAAGUUCUGAUCUUUCUCUCAUCGCGCAAACGACAUGUAUAAUACUGUACUUGUAUCACCGCUCGGAACUUUUUGACCCGUUAUUUUAUUCCUCUUUCUUUUUUUUUAAACAAUUUUCAAGACGGACGUCAUCUUCGAACGACAUUAGGGUAGCUGCAUUAGCAUUCGGAUGUAUUAUAAAUAGCGAGUCAUAUUGCAACGUUACAUAUCCCUUUGUCGCGUAUAUCGUCCGUUUGAAAAUCGCUUGUCAAAAGGAUCGAAAUCUAUUUUAACAAUUUUGAAAUUUUUUUAUUGAUUAUGGUUAAUGGAAAUUUUUUAUUAAAUUAAACAUUUCACACAAUUAUAUUUCGCAAUAUGGAGAAAUUAAAAUCAGAUUUUUUUUUACAAAAAAUUUAAUUGAGAACGGAAAUUUUAACAUUCCGAAAUCUCUUGUUGUCGAAAAAAUGAGAGAUUCUAGUUUCAAUUUUAUUCUUAUCAAAAUAAUUGUAUUAUUGGCAAUGUAAUUGAAAACAAAAUUUCUAAUGCAUAUCUGUAAAAUAAAAAUAAUUAAAUUUCGAUUUUUUAAAAGCUUUUCUAAUUGCAACCCAUUGUUUUAAGAGAUUUCAUUGAUCGGUAUCGUAAUUGGCAGCGGCGGAUUUUUGUAAAUAAAACGAUUCUAUAGAUUCGUUACAUGAACUCUUUAUCAGCGCGAUCUAACUUGUGUGUGUAUACAUAUACAUAUAUAUGUAUAUUAAUUAUUACAAUAAGAGAGAUACGCUGGUAAUAAGAAAACGCAACGUCGUGUAUAAACAUUGUAAUACAUUAUUCAUUGUAUGCGCCUCUAUUAUUUUGUCGAACACAAUAAUAAAAUGGUAAAAAUAAGA